Molecule: messenger RNA, 3051 nt
Organism: Girardinichthys multiradiatus
Lineage: Eukaryota; Metazoa; Chordata; Actinopteri; Cyprinodontiformes; Goodeidae
Product: cyclin-dependent kinase 1-like
Exons: 5
Coding region: 31-624 (197 amino acids)
Biological process (GO): protein phosphorylation; actin cytoskeleton organization
Cellular component (GO): cytoplasm; nucleus
Molecular function (GO): ATP binding; protein serine/threonine kinase activity
Source: RefSeq, a predicted model, not a curated record
UAAGCAGCGGGGACCUUAACACCAUCCUGCAUGCUUCUGGUGGAGAAGAGAGGCUGCCUGCACAGCAGACACCGGGCUGCAGCGGAUAUAUGUGACGCUUUAUUGACACAUGAAAGCAGAGCUCAUCUUCCUCAAGCAGCAGACAUUUCCAGGAUGUGUGAUGUGGACAUGUCCUCAGAGCCCACCAGUCCCACCUUGUACAGUGAGUCUUCAGACAAGUACUACCAUGUGGACCGCUGGCAGAAACUCCGCACAGCUCUGCGCAAACUGGAAUUCUGGGAAAACUUCCGAGCUGAACUUAUUGGGAGUGGUUUCUUCUCCAGAGUCUACAAGGUGAUGCAUAGCACUACUCAGAAGGUGAUGGUAGUGAAGAUCUACAAAAAUGAUGUUGACCAAGACAGCAUUGUACGGGAGAUCAGCCUGCUGCAGAAGCUCUCCCACCCCAACGUUGUCAGAUAUCUGGGUAUCUGUGUGAAAGAAGACAAACUGUACCCGAUCUUAGAGUACAGCUACAGGGAGAAUUCUCUUCAUCUACAUACCAUACAGCAGCUGGCUGCUAUCUCCAGCAGAUGCUGCGGGCAGUCAGGGACCAGCUUACUGAAGGCCUUCACAUCCAGCCCAUAGUCUUGAAAUUCACCAUCAUCAAUAUUCACUUCACUAUGGGCAGUAAAAUUUUUACUUAGUACACCAUAUCUUUGUCAUAUAUAAAUUGGUUGCUUUUUACAAAGUAGUGUACAGAUGUGCCAUUGGAUGACAAAUGCAGGCAGGUUGUUCCUGAUCUCUACCUUGGUUCUGGGGAGGAUCUCUGGGUCAGCCGGGAUUCUGGCCAAUAUUUCACAGAGAACAAUGCCAAAGGAGAAAACAUCUACCUGAAAUAAGUAGGAAACCCAUUUCUUUUAGAAAACAUAAAUAUCCAGAUUUUCAUGUAAUCUGGGAGUAUUAAAUUUCACUUUUACUGACAUUUUACAUUUAAAACAAGGAUCAGUAUUUUCUUUCUUUCAAGGUCACAUGCUUUACCUUCCAGCACACAGAACUAAAUAUAAUUUCUGGCAAAUGACUGAGGACAAACCAGGACUUGCCUUGCGGUCAUAGGGUUCUCCUCGGAGCAUCUCAGGAGCCAUCCAGAAGGCUGAGCCCACCAAGGACAACUUCCUGGCAGGAUCUUUCACAGGCAGCUCCACCACUUCUCUCGCCAGCCCGAAAUCCGUCACCAAGGCCUCCCAUCCGCGAGGCGUCACCCGAAUCAGACAGUUCUGGAGGGACACACGUGGAAAGGACUGCAAAGUGAGAAAUUGACAGCAGGGGGCAGCAUGAAGAAAAAAAAAAUAUAUAGAAAAAUAAAAGCUUUAUAGGCUCAUUAUGUCAUCUAUGUUUUAACUCUAGAGAGGCAGAUCUUUUCACAUGCUUCAGCUGUGUUUCAUGGAACAACUUUAGCUUUUCCUGUCAUUACAGGGUAAAUGAGACUGCCAGCACCUUUCAAGCACACUAAAUAAUUACACUGGAACUGUGUGGAACAAGGUAGCCUCCAAUAUACUGAUAAGGUGGUACAAACCAAAAUCUUUCAUCAUGCAUUUGCUCUUUAAUAAAAAGCAAUCACUUUUAAUGGAAAACAGAACCCGGAAUGUUUACAGCAUGUAAGCAGGAGGUGUGACAACAGAGAAAUGCAGGACGUGGGAGAGCUGCUUAGAGAUAUCAUUGCAUAACAUUCAGUUGUCCCAAAUAUGUGUGUAAUGUCUAAUUGAAGUUUUCUAUCAGGAUUGAUGGGUGAAAGCGGGUUUGCAUGGAGUUCCCUGUGUGGCUAUAUGUACAAGUGACAUCUUUGCAGUCUGACUCAUUCUCCAACAAACCUCUUCCCUCCAGUAACCUUUCAUUACGAGGCCUUCCUAGGGAAAAACUUCAAUUUAAGACCUACGUUUUAAAUUUAGCAGUGUCAUUUAUUCCUUUCUUUGGCAGCAAAAUCAACAGCUUUAGCGAGGAAAUGGAAAGCUCUGCAGACACAAGGAGAAAACCCCAAAAAAGCUCUAAAUAGAACAACGUACUUUUCACUUUCAUUCUCUACAUUACAUCUACAUUAGUCUACAUUGUUUCAGGGACCAUUUCAACAUCAUUGACAUUUUGGAGGUUAGAAAUACUCUUCUCUGAAACUUAACAUGUUCACCAGAUUAUGAUUGGGGCAGGAGAAUUUUCAUCCUUAUUGGACCUGACAGACGACUAGGUUUAUUUAUAUUUUUUAUCAAUAAAAGCACCAUAUUUAAGCUUUUUUAGGUCUCAAUAAUUACAUUCUUUAGUGUGGAUGCACCUACUGAGUAAAAAAGACUCCAGGUUAGCUAUUUUCACUAUCAGUGUCAGAAGAAAAGUCUCAAGUCAAAGGUGGAGAUUCUCAAGGAAAUACACACGAAGUUUGCGGUUUCACUAAUGCUAACCAUGCUUACCACACUAAUAAAUAAUAUAAGAUACUAAAGUCAGUUUAAAAUGUCAACUCUGUAAUUUUGUCUGUUUUAAAACAACAGUAAAACAGCAACUAACACAUUGUGACAUUACCCUGAUCCAAAUGUAAAUGAUUAAUAGCUUAUCUCAGCAGGUAGGCAAAAUAAUUUGAGAAAAAUUAUUUUCAGGCAGAUGUCAAAGUUCUGCUCAAAAUAAUUGCAGGCCAGCAUCAACAGCCAGAUCAAUCACUGUUUUUGACGUUAUAUUUCUAUAGUAGAGUAACACGAAACCAACAGACCCAAAAGUCAUAGCUGUAGGUGUCAUAAAUAACAGGAUGGGCACAAACUGCUACAAUACGUUUAUCCUCCAUCUUCUUCCACCACUUUGUGGGAUUUCCUGGGAUCUUCGUCACAUGAUAAAAUACGUCACUACGUCAGAAAGCUAAGCUUCUCUGUUUGGUUGACAAAGGUUCAGGUUUCCCAACUCAAGCGUCUGCCGCUUUGGUCGCGCGAAACACACGUCAGAAAUCUCAUAAUGGUGCGUUCACACCGAAUGCGGAUUCUGCAAAUUUUUCACCUCAUUUAUGUGCUUUUGCCCGCUUGACAUUCCGCGUCAACGCUGCGU